Molecule: messenger RNA, 4323 nt
Organism: Oryctolagus cuniculus (rabbit)
Lineage: Eukaryota; Metazoa; Chordata; Mammalia; Lagomorpha; Leporidae
Gene: JAG1
Product: jagged canonical Notch ligand 1
Biological process (GO): cell communication; Notch signaling pathway; multicellular organism development
Cellular component (GO): membrane
Molecular function (GO): Notch binding; calcium ion binding
Source: RefSeq, a predicted model, not a curated record
CGCGAGCCGCGGCUCCCAGACCGGCGCUCCGGGUCCCUCUCCGAGAGCCAGGCGGGCACGCGUCAUUGUGUUACCUGCAGCCGGCCGGCCGGCGAGCUAGGCUCGGGUUUUUUUUUUUUUUUUUCCUCCUCCCUCCUUCUUCUCCCCCCCCUUCCCAUGCAGCUGAUCUGAAAGGGAAUAAAAGGCUGCGCAUAACCAUAAUAAUAAAAGAAGGGGAGCGUGAGCGAAGGAAAGAAAGCCGGGAGGUGGAAGAGGAGGGGGAGCGCCUCAAAGAAGCGAUCAGAAUAAUAAAAGGAGGCCGGGCUCUCCGCCUUCUGGAACGGGCCGCUCCUGAAAGGGCUUUUGAAAAGUGGUGUUGUUUUCCAGUCGUGCAUGCUCCAAUCGGCGGAGUAUAUUAGAGCCGGGACGCGGCGGCCGCGGGGGCAGCGGCGACGGCAGCACCGGCGGCAGCAGCAGCGCGAGCAGCAGCAGCGGCAGCAGCAGCGGCGGCGGCGUCCCCAGUGCGCGCGGCGCGCGGCGCAGCGAUGCGGUCCCCACGGACGCGCGGCCGGCCCGGGCGCCCCCUGAGCCUCCUGCUCGCCCUGCUCUGUGCCCUGCGAGCCAAGGUGUGCGGCGCCUCGGGUCAGUUCGAGUUGGAGAUCCUGUCCAUGCAGAACGUGAACGGGGAGCUGCAGAACGGGAACUGUUGCGGAGGUGCCCGCAACCCGGGGGACCGCAAGUGCACCCGCGACGAGUGUGACACGUACUUCAAAGUGUGCCUCAAGGAGUACCAGUCCCGCGUCACGGCCGGGGGCCCCUGCAGCUUCGGCUCGGGGUCCACGCCUGUCAUCGGGGGCAACACCUUCAACCUCAAAGCCAGCCGCGGCAACGACCGCAACCGCAUCGUGCUGCCUUUCAGUUUCGCCUGGCCGAGGUCCUACACGUUGCUUGUGGAGGCGUGGGAUUCCAGUAACGACACUGUUCAACCAGACAGCAUUAUUGAGAAGGCCUCCCACUCGGGCAUGAUCAACCCCAGCCGCCAGUGGCAGACGCUGAAGCAGAACACGGGGGUGGCCCACUUUGAGUACCAGAUCCGUGUGACCUGUGAUGACUACUACUACGGCUUUGGCUGCAACAAGUUCUGCCGGCCCAGAGACGACUUUUUCGGUCACUAUGCCUGCGACCAGAACGGCAACAAAACGUGCAUGGAAGGCUGGAUGGGCCCCGAGUGUAACAGAGCUAUUUGCCGGCAGGGCUGUAGCCCCAAGCACGGGUCUUGCAAACUCCCAGGAGACUGCAGGUGCCAGUACGGCUGGCAGGGCCUGUACUGUGACAAGUGCAUCCCACACCCGGGAUGUGUCCACGGCACCUGCAAUGAGCCCUGGCAGUGCCUCUGUGAGACCAACUGGGGCGGCCAGCUCUGUGACAAAGAUCUCAAUUACUGUGGGACCCAUCAGCCGUGUCUCAACGGGGGGACCUGUAGCAACACCGGUCCUGACAAAUACCAGUGUUCCUGCCCUGAGGGCUAUUCGGGACCCAACUGUGAAAUUGCGGAACACGCCUGCCUCUCUGACCCGUGCCACAACAGAGGCAGCUGCAAGGAGACCUCCUUGGGGUUUGAGUGCGAGUGUUCUCCGGGCUGGACUGGUCCCACGUGCUCCACGAAUAUUGAUGACUGUUCUCCCAAUAACUGUUCUCACGGGGGUACCUGCCUGGACUUGGUGAAUGGAUUUAAGUGUGUGUGCCCUCCCCAGUGGACCGGCAAAACAUGCCAGUUAGAUGCAAAUGAAUGUGAGGCCAAACCUUGUGUAAAUGCCAAAUCCUGUAAGAAUCUGAUUGCCAGCUACUACUGUGACUGCCUUCCCGGCUGGAUGGGUCAGAACUGUGACAUAAAUAUCAAUGACUGCCUUGGCCAGUGUCAGAAUGACGCCGCCUGUCGGGAUCUGGUGAAUGGUUACCGCUGCAUCUGUCCACCUGGCUAUGCAGGCAACCACUGUGAGAAAGACAUCGAUGAAUGUGCCAGCAACCCCUGUUUGAAUGGGGGUCACUGUCAGAAUGAAAUCAACAGAUUCCAGUGUCUGUGUCCCACUGGUUUCUCUGGAAACCUCUGUCAGCUCGACAUAGAUUAUUGCGAGCCCAAUCCCUGCCAGAAUGGUGCCCAGUGCUACAACCGUGCCAGCGACUACUUCUGCAAGUGCCCUGAGGACUAUGAGGGCAAGAACUGCUCGCAUCUGAAAGACCACUGCCGCACGACCCCUUGUGAAGUGAUUGACAGCUGCACAGUGGCCAUGGCGUCCAACGACACGCCUGAAGGGGUGCGGUAUAUUUCCUCGAACGUCUGUGGUCCCCACGGGAAGUGCAAGAGUCAGUCGGGAGGCAAAUUCACCUGUGACUGUAACAAAGGCUUCACGGGAACAUACUGCCAUGAAAAUAUCAACGACUGUGAGAGCAAUCCCUGUAAGAAUGGCGGCACGUGCAUCGACGGCGUCAACUCCUACAAGUGCAUCUGUAGCGAUGGCUGGGAGGGGGCCUACUGUGAAGCCAAUAUUAAUGACUGCAGCCAAAACCCCUGCCACAAUGGGGGCACGUGCCGAGACCUGGUCAACGACUUCUACUGUGACUGCAAAAACGGGUGGAAAGGAAAGACCUGCCACUCACGUGACAGCCAGUGUGAUGAGGCCACGUGCAACAAUGGCGGUACCUGCUAUGACGAAGGGGAUGCAUUUAAGUGCAUGUGUCCUGGUGGCUGGGAAGGAACAACCUGCAACAUAGCCCGGAAUAGUAGCUGCCUGCCCAACCCCUGCCAUAAUGGGGGCACCUGUGUGGUCAACGGCGAGUCCUUCACAUGCGUGUGCAAAGAAGGCUGGGAGGGGCCCAUCUGUACCCAGAAUACCAAUGACUGCAGCCCUCAUCCCUGCUACAACAGUGGCACCUGCGUGGAUGGAGACAACUGGUACCGGUGCGAGUGUGCCCCAGGUUUUGCCGGGCCGGAUUGCAGAAUAAACAUCAAUGAGUGUCAGUCUUCGCCUUGUGCCUUCGGGGCAACUUGUGUGGAUGAGAUCAAUGGCUACCAGUGUGUCUGUCCCCCAGGGCACAGUGGUGCCAAGUGCCAGGAAGUUUCAGGGAGACCUUGCGUCACCAGGGGGAGUGUGAUACCAGAUGGGGCCAAAUGGGAUGACGACUGUAACACCUGCCAGUGCCUGAAUGGACGGAUUGCGUGCUCGAAGGUCUGGUGUGGCCCUCGACCUUGUCUGCUCCACAAAGGGCACAGCGAGUGUCCCAGUGGGCAGAGCUGCAUCCCUAUCCUGGAUGACCAGUGCUUCGUCCGCCCCUGCACUGGUGUGGGCGAGUGUCGGUCGUCCGGUCUCCAGCCUGUGAAGACCAAGUGCACCUCGGACUCCUAUUACCAGGAUAACUGUGCAAACAUCACGUUCACCUUUAACAAGGAGAUGAUGUCCCCAGGUCUCACCACGGAACACAUUUGUAGUGAAUUGAGGAACCUGAAUAUUUUGAAGAAUGUGUCUGCUGAAUACUCAAUCUACAUAGCUUGUGAGCCUUCGCCCUCGGCAAACAAUGAAAUACACGUGGCCAUUUCCGCUGAAGACAUCCGGGAUGAUGGAAACCCCAUCAAAGAAAUCACCGACAAAAUAAUCGAUCUCGUUAGUAAGCGUGACGGCAACAGCUCCCUUAUCGCUGCCGUGGCAGAAGUGAGGGUUCAGAGGCGGCCUCUGAAGAACAGAACAGAUUUCCUGGUUCCUUUGCUGAGCUCUGUCUUAACCGUGGCUUGGAUCUGUUGCUUGGUGACGGCCUUCUACUGGUGCGUGCGGAAGCGACGGAAGCCAAGCAGCCACGCGCACUCAGCCUCAGAGGACAACACCACCAACAAUGUGCGGGAGCAGCUGAACCAGAUCAAGAACCCCAUUGAGAAGCACGGCGCCAACACGGUCCCCAUCAAGGAUUACGAGAACAAAAACUCCAAAAUGUCUAAAAUAAGGACACACAACUCUGAAGUAGAAGAGGACGACAUGGACAAGCACCAGCAGAAGGCCCGGUUUGCCAAACAGCCGGCGUACACGCUGGUAGACAGAGAGGAGAAGCCCCCCAACAGCACGCCGACAAAACACCCAAACUGGACAAACAAACAGGACAACAGAGACUUGGAGAGUGCCCAGAGCCUGAACCGGAUGGAGUACAUCGUAUAGCAGACGGUGGGCGCUGCCACCACCUAGGUAGAGUCUGAGGGCACACGGAGCUUGUUCUUUAAACUGUUGUCCUGUUCGAGUCUGAGGCUGUCGCUGACUUAGCAAAACCCCUGUGUUAAUUUAAGUUUUGACAAGCUGGCUU